This is a messenger RNA of Ceratina calcarata, 2446 nucleotides long. Its product is annotated as glucose dehydrogenase [FAD, quinone]-like. The transcript has a single exon. The record is from RefSeq and is a predicted model, not a curated record. Gene Ontology annotation, molecular function: flavin adenine dinucleotide binding; oxidoreductase activity, acting on CH-OH group of donors. Bases 34 to 1536 code for a protein of 500 amino acids. NCBI's taxonomy places the organism in Eukaryota, Metazoa, Arthropoda, Insecta, Hymenoptera, Apidae.
ACUGAGCCUUCAUAUUAAAUUUUCCCCACAGCGAUGGAAGGUGGCCGAUGCAACUGGCCACGAGGCAAAGUGAUCGGCGGGAGCAGCGUAUUGAAUUACAUGCUGUACCUCCGGGGGAACAAAAAGGACUACGACACGUGGGAGCAGCAAGGAAACCCGGGCUGGUCUUCAAGAGAAGUGCUGCACUAUUUCCGAAAAUCGGAGGACAAUCAGAAUCCGUAUUUAUCCCGUACGCCUUAUCACGCGACCGGCGGUUAUCUGACCGUCCAGGAGGCCCCGUGGCACACGCCAUUAGCAGCAGCGUUCGUCCAGGCGGGCCAGGAAAUGGGCUACGAGAACCGGGACAUCAACGGCGAACAGCAAACUGGUUUCAUGAUCGCUCAAGGUACCAUCAGACGUGGGAGUCGGUGUUCCACGGCGAAGGCGUUUCUGCGACCGGCGAGGCUGCGGAAGAACCUCCACAUCGCGAUGUACGCGCACGUGACAAAGAUUCUUAUCGACCCGAAGUCGAAGAGGACGUACGGCGUAGAAUUCGUCCGCGACGAGAAGAUGUUUCGCAUCCGAGCGAAGAAGGAAGUGAUAGUGUCGGGAGGAUCGGUGAACUCGCCGCAGUUGUUGAUGCUGUCAGGAAUCGGACCCAGGGAACACUUGAUCCAACAUGGAAUUCCGGUGAUACAAGACUUGAAGGUCGGACAGAACAUGCAGGACCACGUGGGACUCGGUGGUCUGACGUUCAUGGUGAAUCAAGAAGUGUCGAUGGUAGAGAAGAGGCUGCACAGCGUUCAAGCCGUGAUGCAGUACGCGAUCUUCGGCGAUGGUCCACUGACCGUCCUGGGAGGCGUCGAAGGGUUAGCGUUUGUCAAUACGAAAUACGUGAACGCCUCCGACGAUUUCCCGGACAUAGAACUGCACUUUAUCUCGGGUUCGACGAACUCUGAUGGAGGCAGACAGAUAAGGAAGGUUCACGGGCUGACGAAGCGGUUCUACGACGCGGUGUUCGGCCCGAUCAGCGACAAGGACUCGUGGAGCGUGAUCCCCAUGCUCUUGCGACCGAAGAGCAAAGGUGUGAUCAAGCUGCGCAGCAAGAACCCCUUCGAUCAUCCACUGAUUUAUCCAAAUUAUUUUAAGGAGCCAGAGGACGUCGCGACGCUGGUCGAAGGGGUGAAAAUCGGCGUCGCGCUCAGCAGGACUGCGGCGUUUAAACGGUUCGGCAGUGAACUGAACUCGAAACAGUUCCCGGGUUGCAAACACAUUCCCAUGUACAGCGAUCCGUAUUGGGAGUGCAUGAUCAGGCACUACUCGGCGACUAUUUAUCACCCCGUGGGGACGUGCAAGAUGGGUCCAUACUGGGACCCGGAGGCUGUUGUCGAUCCUCAGCUUCGGGUGUACGGAAUCAACGGCCUUCGUGUGAUCGACGCGUCGAUCAUGCCGAAUCUGGUCAGCGGAAACACGAACGCGCCGGUUAUCAUGAUUGGAGAAAAAGGCUCGGAUAUGAUUAAAGAAUUCUGGUUGAAGAACAGGCGAGGCAGGGGAUGAUUUGUCCUAAAAAAGUAUCAAAUUUAUCAGAUUUUUAAUCAAACCGAUUGGAUUCCGGAUUCACUUCGUAUUAAAAACGUUAUAAAUCAUUUAUGUACAUCUUCAAUACUUGGAUCUAUGUAAAUCUGCUGUGUUUCUAUGUACGAAGUGAAUCCAGAAUCAUCAGCCAUCUGUAUAUAAAAUUCCUUUUUAAAGUCUUUAAAUUAAAUUAUGUCAUAAAUGUAAGUAAGUGUAAAUGAAGGGAUAAAAGCUUGUACACACUUUUUCUGGGACACCCUGUAUAGUUACAAAUAAAUAAUUGUAGGAGUUACAUUUUAACGGUGGUAUAAAGUUACGCGUGAAAUAUAUUAAGUUAUAUUAGUUAUUUUUAUACGAAAGAUUAUUUUAAAUAUUAAAUUAUAUUUAUAUAAUAGAUAGAUUAUUUUAAAUAAAAGUAGAAUAUAAAUUUUAAUGUAAUACGAUUCUCAAGAGUAUGACUGAACACACGAUUUAAAAUUGUUACUCGAUUUUUGCAAAUUCAAGCAAAAUUUGUCAAUUUUUUCAUCUGGGCUUGCUGGCUUAUUUAUGAGAUUGUAAAAAAAUACAGCGAGUAGAAAUUGCAAAUAUUUUACAAUUGGAAUUGCAAUAAAUUGCAAAUACAGUGAAUAGAAACAUGUACGAUUACGUGGAAUGUGUCGAAUUCGUGACUGAGAACCAAACGCGAUACAAAGAUAUAAUUAUCAGUAUGAUUACUUUUAAUAAAACACGACUUGUAAAUAUUGUACCUGCAUGAAAACGACGCUGGUAUAAAAAUAAUUUCUUGUAAAAAAUAAAUAAACAUUGCGAAUAAUUUUAUCGAUAACCAUGCGAAUUUAUUGCGUACGAUUCCCCCCGAUCAAGUUCGGAAAAAGUCUGACGCAGCUAUAUUAUA